AUGGCUGCAAACGCAUCCGUCGCGUUCGAUCUCCCUCCCCUACCAAGCUACACCUUAACCACUCGUGAACUUCUGCUUGCUCCUCUACCCGACAAUAUCCUCACAUUAAUUCUUCCAAUCAUCGCCUAUUGGGGAAUGUCCAUGAUCUAUCAUUUCUUGGACGUCAAUGAUUAUUUCAUCGAAUACCGGCUCCACACCCCCGCGGAAGUGUCGAAGCGAAACAAAGUCACCCGGUGGGAAGUUGUGCGGGAUGUUGUUUUACAACAAGUGAUCCAAACUCUGGCCGGACUUGCUUUUAUGUACUUCGAUGCCGAUGAAACCGUCGGAAGAGAACAGUACGAUGUGGCUGUGUGGGCGCAGCGAUUGCGGAUCGCCCAAAAGGCUAUACCAUCAUUGUUAGCAGUUUUUGGAGUCGACGCCGUUGGACUGGGGAAGGUUGUUUCCCGAAACGGUUACACCAUGCUGGCCGGGGCUAUAACUGGCGGAUUAUACCCCGGCGCCACCCAGUCCUUGAUUCUUGACAACGGAGCCGAGAUUGUGGCGCCCGCUUUCACGAAUUGGGAACUUACAGUUGCUAGUUUCAUCUACUGGUAUUUUGUACCAGCCCUUCAGUUCAUGCUGGCAAUUUGCAUCGUGGAUACUUGGCAGUACUUCCUCCACCGCGCCAUGCAUUUGAACCGAUGGCUCUAUGUAAACUUCCACUCCCGUCACCACCGUCUUUACGUCCCUUACGCCUUUGGUGCUCUCUAUAACCACCCGGUUGAAGGCUUCCUCUUGGACACAGCAGGCACCGGUGUCGGAUUCCUAGUUUCAGGCAUGACCACUCGCCAGGCCAUGUGGUUCUUUACUAUGUCGACGAUCAAGACUGUCGACGAUCACUGUGGUUACGCCUUCCCCUGGGAUCCAUUGCAGCACUUUACCUCGAACAACGCCGCUUACCACGACAUCCAUCACCAAAGCUGGGGUAUCAAGACGAACUUUUCUCAGCCUUUCUUCAUCUUCUGGGACCGCCUUCUUGGCACUCGGUGGACUGGCGAGGUCAAGCUGCGUUAUGAGCGAGCUCGAGAGAAUGCUCAGAAACAGGUGGAUCUGGAUGCUGCCCAGUUGCCUGAAACUACUCCAUCUGAGGUGGUCACUGGUACCGAGGAACGUGAACAUGAGCGAGUGGUGGUAUCGCCCGAGGGACCAGCGACCCGCACUCGGUUGCGCCGAAAGACUGUCGAUAGUCUCAAAGGUCCGAGUCAUGGGGUACCCGGGAGUGUUCUCCACAACUAA
Messenger RNA from Penicillium bovifimosum, 1275 nucleotides. RefSeq names its product sphingosine hydroxylase (gene sur2). Gene Ontology annotation, molecular function: oxidoreductase activity; iron ion binding. The transcript is spliced from 2 exons. Bases 1 to 1275 code for a protein of 424 amino acids. Gene Ontology annotation, biological process: lipid biosynthetic process. The record is from RefSeq and is a predicted model, not a curated record. Lineage: Eukaryota; Fungi; Ascomycota; Eurotiomycetes; Eurotiales; Aspergillaceae.